CUUGAACACACUCAGAAACUGAGUAAUCGGUUGCACUCAUUCUUCGACAUGCUGCAGCGUAUCUCUCAUCGCUUGUCGCCAUUGUCUCAGUGGCAGUCGGCGCGGGUUUUUGUUCGUUCCCUGGAGCCGGUCAAGUUACGAUCUGCGGUGGCCGUGGGUCCUAAAACUGGCCAUUGGACGCAUCGGCUCGUUUCCGGUCCUUUGGGCUCUCGUUCCUGUUCUUCUGCAGCCCACGAAUUACCAGCCACUGGCAGAAAGGCGGCCAUCACUCCUAAACCCAUCGCUUCCGAUAAGGGCGCAUACAAGACUAUGGCUUUCUACAAGAUCCACGCUUUGCCUGAAGCAAGUUUACUUCCGCUCCGAAAACAACUACUCACGGCUUUUGAGGAAAUGGGAAUUGUGGGCCGCAUCUACAUCUCAGUCGAAGGCAUCAACGCACAACUUUCUUGCCCGGAAGCCAGCGUUAUUAAACUUCGAGAUUACUGCGAACAUGUCCUGAAGCCCAUGUUUGGCGGUAGCCUCAUGGAUCUCAAUUUUGCCACCGAGCAUGGUCCUCGAGCCUUCCGUGCCUUGCACGUUCGCAUUCGCAAACAGCUUGUCGCUGACGGUCUCGAUCCAGCCACGUAUGAUCUAACAAGUCAACCUUCGCAUUUAUCGCCAAAGCAAUGGCAUGAAAAAUUGCUAAACUAUAAAAAGAAGCAUGGAAAGGAUCCGGUACUCAUUGACAUGCGUAAUCAUUAUGAGAGUGAAAUUGGUUUUUUCGAAGGUGCCAUUCGUCCUGAUGUUAGUACAUUCAAGGGAAGCAUGAAGGCAAUGAAUGAAAUUACCAAGGAUUUGCCGCGGGAUCAGGAAGUGUUCAUGUAUUGUACGGGCGGUAUUCGAUGCUCCAAGGCAGGCGCCAUUUUACAAUCAGCUUCGGGAUUUCGAAAAGUCCAUCUUGUUGAAGGAGGAAUUACCGCUUACGGUCGAUGGAUCGAGGAAGAGAAGCAGGUUCAUUCCCUAUUCCGUGGAAAGAAUUUCACUUUUGAUGCUCGCAUGGGAGAACGCAUUACAGACGAAGUGUUUACGCGAUGCCAUAUCUGCGGUGAACCGUGCAAUCGGUACCAGAAUUGCGCUCAUGCUUCAUGCAACCUCUUGUUGCUGUGCUGUCCGAAAUGUGCGGCCCAAUUCAAAAAUACCUGUGGUCGCAUCAAAUGCUAUGAUACGGUGAAUGAUUAUAUGACUCGAGCAAAAAAAUACUUUAACCCGGAUGGUCCCGUCACGAUUGACGGAGUUCGCGCAUACAUCAAGCAAGGCGAGUCCCCGGAACAUCCGGCAUCCAAAGACGCCCCUGUGACCACGGAUCGUGUGGUGGUUGGCAAAAGCGGAGAACAAUGUGAACUGGGUCAUGAUAAACGUAUUCGUGCAGCCGAAGUCCUCGGCGAACCCCGUCAAGUUCUCCAAGAGUGGGUGAAAGCCGGUCGACCAUUACCGGAAGUCCCUUCCAAGCUCUAGAUUCUUAGAUACUCUUUAUUAGAUUUUUCCCUCAUCAGGUUCGAUUCGUCAUAAUUGUACAGUUUCAUUAUUUUUAUUACAAGGCAUCCUUUUUCUGUUUCAGAGAGGAUGUUGGCAAUUUUAAAAUGAAAAAAACCUAAUAUAAAAAACUCAUUAAAAGAAUAAUAUUUCUAAAGGUUUCACUUCAUCUGCAAUAAAGUCAGAAAAUG
Molecule: messenger RNA, 1703 nt
Organism: Radiomyces spectabilis
Lineage: Eukaryota; Fungi; Mucoromycota; Mucoromycetes; Mucorales; Radiomycetaceae
Exons: 3
Coding region: 49-1494 (481 amino acids)
Source: RefSeq, a predicted model, not a curated record